UACUGAUAGACCAAUAGCAGUAGUGGAAAACAAAGUGUAGUCGAAUGGCUUUAAGGUGGAGGAGAGUAAUUUUGGAGAAGAGAAUUAACAAAUUACAGGGACCAGAGAGACCCAUAGAAAAUGACCAGAGAGUAGAAAGAGAAACUGAGACAGAGAAAUAAUAAAGACAGCAUCUUGAGAGAUUUUGGUUACUGUAAUUUUCUGGGUCUUACGUUUGAUUUUUGUCUGAAAAGUUGCAAAAAUUCACCUUAUUUUCAACAAGUGUUUGUGUCUGAAAAGUGUUGCCAAGAAAAACAGCGGUUUUUGUGUGACUCUUUGGUAAGAAAAGCAAGCAGUUUUGUAACUGAAACAAGCUGAUAAAAUAAAUAAAAAGCCCAGCCCCACCCACUUCACUACUGCUUCUUCUGCUGAUUCUCAAUUCAAUGCUCACAUAACAUAACCGUCACCUUCCUCUACUUUUCUUCUGCUUCUUUAACCAUUCAUGGGUUAGCUUUUUUUCUUAUAUUUACUCUCACUUGCCUUCUGUUUCUGUAAUUUUUCUCUUUGUUUUUCCUCUGCUGCCAACUUUUGGUUUUGUGUGGAUGGCUUCUCAUGGUGAAAGAGGAAGAGAUGAUCUGUAUAGAGAGUUAUGGAAGGCUUGUGCUGGCCCUUUGGUGGAGAUACCAAGAGCUGGAGAGAAAGUUUUUUACUUUCCUCAAGGUCAUAUGGAACAGCUGGAAGCUUCAACUAAUCAAGAACUGACUCAAGAAAUCCCUAGGUUUAAUCUUCCUUCUAAGAUCCUUUGCCAUGUUGUUCACAUUCAACCUUUGGCGGAACAAGAGACGGACGAGGUUUAUGCUCAGAUCACCUUGCAGCCAGAAUCGGAUCAAACGGAGCCUACAAGUCCUGACCUAUGUACGCCCAAACAGCAAAAGACCACGGUUCAUUCCUUUUGCAAAAUUCUAACAGCUUCGGAUACUAGUACUCAUGGAGGUUUCUCUGUUCUCAGAAAGCACGCGACAGAAUGCUUGCCUCCGUUGGACAUGAACCAAUCAACUCCCACUCAAGAACUGGUUGCCAAGGAUCUUCAUGGGUAUGAGUGGCGAUUUAAGCACAUUUUUAGAGGACAACCGCGAAGACAUUUGCUUACAACAGGGUGGAGCACAUUUGUCACUUCAAAGAGAUUGGUUGCCGGAGAUGCGUUUGUGUUUCUGAGGAGUGAUAAUGGAGAGUUACGAGUUGGGAUUCGACGUCUUGCUCGGCAGCAGAGCCCCAUGCCUUCAUCUGUCAUAUCUAGUCAAAGUAUGCAUUUAGGAGUUCUUGCAACCGCCUCUCAUGCUGUUACAACACAGACCCUAUUUGUUGUAUACUACAAGCCAAGGACAAGCCAGUUUAUUAUCGGAUUGAACAAAUAUCUGGAGGCUGUUAAAUAUGGAUUUUCUCUUGGCAUGCGCUUCAAGAUGAAAUUCGAAGGGGAAGAUUCUCCUGAGAGGAGAUUCACAGGAACUAUAGUUGGAGCGGGAGAUAUUUCUCCAGAGUGGUCAGGCUCUACAUGGCGUUCAUUAAAGGUACAAUGGGAUGAACCGGCAACCAUUCAAAGGCCAGAAAGAGUUUCUCCGUGGGAGAUAGAGCCUUUUGCAGCUUCAGCUGCUGUAAUUCUUCCUCAAACAGUGGGAAAGAUUAAAAGGCCGAGACCUGUGGAUACUUCUACUUCAGAAAUCACGACCAACUCAGCUGCAUCACCUUUCUGGUACCCUGGAUCGACCCAAUCCCAUGAGUUAAAUCAACUAGGUGGUGCUGCUGAAGUUCAAAGUUCUGAUAGCCAAGUUGUGUGGUCUAUGAGGCAGAAGGAAAUAGAUAGCAAUCUUAUAAGUGGCAACAGCUUCUGUGGCUCAAAGGUCCGACCAGAGGACAUUUGGACUUCUUCUCCUCGCAUGAACAUAUCUCUCGGCCUCUUCUCUGAUUCCGCUGAUGACAGAAGAACUAUAACAUCAAAGUCUUUUAUUUCUGGUUAUGCCUCUCCUAUCCCUUCUAGGCAAAGCAAUGGCCUAUUGCAUGACCAGAUCGAGAAUGGGAAAAAAUGUGAAAAUUCAGCAGGCUGCCGUUUGUUUGGAAUUAAUUUAACAGGCAAUUCAAGUGAUGCUGGUCCUCCUCAGGACAGGGACGCAUUGCUUCUAAACAUAGACUCUAAUGGCACCAGAGGGUCUCCUCUAGCUGUAGGCGGUUCUGAUGAGGUUCAAAAAAUGGAUGCCUCAAAGGUGGCUUCAAAGGAGCAGAAGGAAGUUGCAUCAGAAGUGAUGCCAAAGGAGACGCAUAGCAAGCUCGGUUCCACUUAUUCUACAAGAACUCGUACCAAGGUGCAAAUGCAAGGAGUAGCUGUUGGCCGUGCUGUUGAUCUAUCAGCAUUGAAAGGGUAUGCGGAUCUUAUCAAAGAGCUAGAGGAAAUGUUUGAAAUCAAAGGAGAGCUUUCAACUCGUGAUAAAUGGGCUGUUGUCUUUACUGACGACGAGGGGGAUGUGAUGCUCGUGGGCGAUGAUCCAUGGCAGGAGUUCUGUAAGAUGGUUAGGAAAAUCAUAAUAUAUUCAAGCGAGGAAGUGAAGAAUAUGAGAACAAAAUGCAAGCUUCUCACGUCAUCGUUAGAGGGUUCAGGAACGAUCGCAAGCUUGGACUCCGAGCAUAGGUCUGAUACAUGACAGUUCAAAAACACUUGUGGUUCAAUAUGGUCAUUUUAUUUUAAUUUAGUUUUUUUCUUUUUUAGUUCUCUUUAGGAUUUCAGUUUGCUCAAUUUUUGUUGAGCUUGCAGUAGGACAAGUAUGAUGGGUUGUUUGACUAAGGAUUGUAGUGAAAACAAGGGAACUUAGAGAGGUUGAGGGUUAGAAAUGAAUGUGAAUACCUUGUCUAUGGGUUGGUAACUUGGUAUGAAAUUAAAUAUUUAAUCACUCUGUAAAAAAUUAAAAUAUAUAUAUAAGCUUUGUGUUUUGGUCUA
Messenger RNA from Mercurialis annua (annual mercury), 2965 nucleotides. RefSeq names its product auxin response factor 18-like. Gene Ontology annotation, molecular function: DNA binding; protein binding. The record is from RefSeq and is a predicted model, not a curated record. Gene Ontology annotation, cellular component: nucleus. Gene Ontology annotation, biological process: response to hormone; regulation of DNA-templated transcription. Bases 582 to 2672 code for a protein of 696 amino acids. The transcript is spliced from 14 exons. Lineage: Eukaryota; Viridiplantae; Streptophyta; Magnoliopsida; Malpighiales; Euphorbiaceae.